Corythoichthys intestinalis (scribbled pipefish) is the source of this 5890-nucleotide messenger RNA. It is a transcript of the gene fgfr1a, whose product is annotated as fibroblast growth factor receptor 1a. Gene Ontology annotation, biological process: multicellular organism development; positive regulation of cell differentiation; protein phosphorylation. The transcript is spliced from 18 exons. Lineage: Eukaryota; Metazoa; Chordata; Actinopteri; Syngnathiformes; Syngnathidae. Gene Ontology annotation, molecular function: ATP binding; fibroblast growth factor binding; fibroblast growth factor receptor activity. The record is from RefSeq and is a predicted model, not a curated record. The coding region runs from base 691 to 3120 and encodes 809 amino acids. Gene Ontology annotation, cellular component: signaling receptor complex; plasma membrane.
AAAUCUAGUGUGAGUCAGAAAAUUAAGGGGGAGGUUUGGAGUUGCACGGAUUCCAGUUCACGGACCUUUUUCUUCCCAUCGAAAUAGUCAUAAAACUUGUUUAGAAGCCCCCGGCGUGCUCCUUUCCUUUCUCGUGAGGAAUAAAACAAACAACAAGCGACGUAAAGGACUAGUGGCCUAAAAGAGUAUUUUCUUCGUAGGCGAAAGGACCGCGAUUCAUCGUGAGUGAAGAAGUUGUGAUCAAUGGAGGAUCGAACCAGUAAAGUUGGCCAACAUUGUUUGUGUUAGCAGUACUUUAAAAGAAUACUUGCGGGUGGAAAAAUCUGAGUGCAUCCCACAUUCUUCACCAGAUCAUUCGAAAUCUGUUUCAUCACUCGGAAGUUUUGUUCCGCUUUCUCCUUGGUAUUUAAUCUGGCACGCGCGCUUUCUUCCCAUUGCGAGUUUGGGAUAAUAUGAUCGAGUUUGUUAGCUAAACUUCUACACUUGCGGCUCCCUCAUUGUGACUGGAAUUACUCCUGUUUUUGAGGAAGUUUUUCUGCAGCCAAUCUCAGUCCCGGAGUGUUCUCAGUAGACCAACGCUGGCUGGCCGCCCGUAAGUUCAAAUUUGCAAAUGACCCACUGCUGAUCCUCCAAAGUUCUGAAUGGAGUUCCAGUCACAGAAAAGCCAACAAUUAUAGCUCCCUCAACAGGAUGCUGAUGAGGCCAAGUGUACUUUUGUUACUGGCUUUCCUUGCCCAGGUUUUAAGGACACAGUGCCGCCCUGCAAUUCCUGAUGAAGUCUCCGUGGAAACACAAGCCGAGCUUUUUACCCUCUAUCCUGGAGAUCGUCUGGACCUACAUUGUUUCAAGGAAUCCCUGGUUGCUGUCAACUGGACCAAAGACCAUGUGGUCAUAGUAGAUGGAGAACACACUCGCAUACGCAAUGGCCAGUUGGAGAUUGAGACAGUGGAGCUGACUGACUCUGGACUGUACGCAUGCAAGGCCUUUGGCAACCGUAGUGUCUUUUUCAACGUCACAGUUGACACCUUGGCCUCAUCUGAGGAUGAUGACGAGGAUGAAGAAUCUUCAGAGGAAGGGAAAUUAUUAGGCAGUCAGAAACUACUCCCAAUGCCCCCACAGUGGGCUCAUCCAGAAAAAAUGGAGAAAAAGCUACAUGCUGUUCCUGCCAGUAAGACAGUCAAGUUCCGCUGUCAGGCCAAUGGCAACCCAACACCCACAUUGAAAUGGUACAAAAAUGGAAAAGAGUUCAAAAGAGACCAUCGGAUUGGGGGUUUUAAGGUUCGCGACCAUGUUUGGACUAUCAUCAUGGAAUCUGUUGUGCCCUCUGAUAAGGGAAACUAUACUUGUGUCGUGGAAAACGUGCAUGGGAGCAUCAACCACACCUACCAGCUGGAUGUUGUUGAGCGCUCCCCACACAGGCCCAUCCUGCAGGCUGGCCUUCCUGCUAAUCGCACUGCAGUGGUGGGCAGUGAUGUGGAGUUUGAAUGCAAGGUCUUUAGCGACCCUCAGCCUCAUAUCCAGUGGUUAAAGCACAUCGAGGUCAACGGAAGUCGCGUUGGUACAGACGGAUUGCCAUAUGUCCGUAUCCUCAAGCAUUCUGGCGUCAAUAGUUCGGAUGCUCAGUUGCUCACCCUCUACAAUGUGACUGAGGAGGACAGAGGAGAAUAUAUAUGUAAGGUGUCCAAUUAUAUAGGCGAGGCCAAUCAGUCGGCCUGGCUGUCUGUCACCAGAUUUGAGCCCACAGCCACCCCACACUAUCCUGCUGCCAACCACACUUAUCUGGAAGUGGUCAUCUACUGUGUGGGCUUCUUCUUCAUAGCAGUCAUGAUUGCCAUCGCCAUUAUAGUGAAGAUUCGCACCUCCUCCAAGAAGAGUGACUUCAACAGUCAGCUGGCUGUCCACAAGCUGGCUAAAAGCAUCCCCCUGCGCAGACAGGUGUCUGUGGACUCAAGUUCCUCCAUUCACUCUGGUGUGAUGUUAGUUCGACCUGCUCGCCUUUCCUCCAGCGGUUCUCCAAUGUUGUCAGGGGUUUCUGAGUAUGAACUACCCCAAGAUCCACGCUGGGAACUUCCACGAGAUCGACUUGUUCUUGGGAAGCCCUUGGGCGAAGGAUGCUUUGGUCAGGUCGUGAUGGGAGAAGCCCUGGGUCUCGACAAAGAGAAGCCAAAUCGUGUGACAAAGGUCGCGGUGAAAAUGUUGAAGUCUGACGCUACUGAGAAAGACCUGUCAGACCUGAUUUCAGAGAUGGAAAUGAUGAAGAUCAUUGGGAAACACAAGAACAUCAUAAAUCUGCUAGGAGCCUGCACACAGGAUGGUCCGUUGUAUGUGAUUGUGGAGUAUGCAUCCAAAGGCAAUUUGAGGGAGUUCUUGCGUGCACGACGCCCUCCAGGCAUGGAGUACUGUUACAACCCAGACCAGGUUCCUGUCGAGAACAUGUCCAUCAAAGACCUGGUAUCCUGUGCCUAUCAAGUGGCCCGAGGCAUGGAGUACUUGGCUUCCAAGAAGUGCAUUCACAGAGAUCUUGCUGCUCGUAAUGUUUUGGUAACUGAGGACAAUGUGAUGAAGAUAGCUGAUUUUGGCCUGGCAAGAGACAUACACCACAUUGAUUACUACAAAAAGACCACCAAUGGUCGUUUACCAGUCAAAUGGAUGGCUCCUGAAGCACUAUUUGAUCGAAUAUACACACACCAAAGUGAUGUCUGGUCAUUUGGAGUUCUGCUUUGGGAAAUCUUUACCCUGGGAGGCUCUCCAUACCCUGGCGUCCCUGUAGAGGAACUAUUUAAGCUGUUGAAGGAAGGCCACCGGAUGGACAAACCCUCCACAUGCACUCAUGAAUUGUACAUGAUGAUGAGGGACUGCUGGCAUGCUGUGCCCUCACAGAGGCCUACAUUCAAGCAGCUUGUAGAGGACCUGGACCGCUGUCUGGCCAUGACAUCCAACCAGGAGUAUUUAGAGCUAUCCGUGCCCCUGGAUCAAUACUCCCCCAACUACCGUGACACCCGCAGCUCUACCUGCUCCUCCGGUGAAGACUCGGUCUUUUCCCACGAUGCUGGUGCUGAGGAGCCCUGCCUUCCUAAGCUCCCUCCCCAUUCUAAUGGGGCGGCCAUCAAGAAACGCUGAUACCUCAUCACCAUGCAGACAAAACAUUUACAUUUCCUCUGCUCCAUGCCUCACGGGGUUGUGGACUCUUCGCCUUACAUUACCAGAGAUGAAGCUAAGGACCACUGCUGCUCGGUGGGACAGGAACUCGGUGAUGAGACGUCUCGGAGAACUUGUUGGAUAUCAAGGACUGCACAGCGCAGCCUUUUCACGGUUCUAGGUGGAACAAUGUUUACGGGGCACUUUCUGUUAACUGGAAUGAAAGUUUGUUGAGUUUUUGGAAAUGUGUUUUCCAUUCCCACGCAGGACAGGAGAAUCAUGAAUUGACUUGGAUCAUUUUUUCUUUUUUUUUUAAUAAUCCAGUUACUUCAUCAGCACAGCAUUUUACUUUACGGACUAAAAUCCAGAGCAAAUAAUACCAAGGAACGUGCAAGACCAUUGUACACUGCCAUUCACUAUAUCUUCUUGUAAAUACUGCUAAGAAAAUAUAAAUAUGAAUAUAUAUUAUAUAUAUAUAUGUACUGUAUAUUUACACCAUACUCUUAUUUUUUAUCGGCUUAAUAGAUUUAUUUUCUUUUGUACAAGGGUGUUUGUUCGAUCCAUUUUUGAUUAUAGUCCUGAUAACAUAACUGCCUUUUUCCAGGUUUAAUUGCCCUCAUUUAAUGUCAUAACCGUCCAUAGAAAAUAGAUAAGGUAUUUUCUAUUAUAUUUAAACAUGAUUUUUCUUACUACAUCAUGCAUAUCAGUGUAAGUUGAUAUUUGAGGGUGCUCUGUUUGGCACCAUGAGAGAUACAUUUAUGUAUAGGUGUGACUGAACAUGUGUGUGAGUGAAGAAACAUGAAUUUUAUAUAGAUCGACAAAUAAUGACUACAACUCUAAACAUGGUUCUCUACAUAUUUAGCUUCAGUCAAUGUCAUGCACUUCGACUGCUUGCAUGCCGUGUGACAAACUUAACUUGUACAAUACAUGCUUUAACAUGAGGUACAUUUUCUCCCAAAUAAGUUCUAAAAGAUUUCAGAACACUUCUACCCACAUGAAUGGAUAACAUUAAAUAAAAUGCUUUUACAAAAGACAGAUGACCAAAACUGUUAUACGAUGAAUUUAUAAGUAAUCACGAGUUUCUGUGUACAUGGGGUAUAUUCUUCUUGGACCAGCAAAAAAUGCUAAAUCAAAAUGGCAUAUAUUAGUCACACUGGUGUAUGAGUGGCAGUUUUGGGGGGGAUUUUAUCGGAGACCAAGACCUAAUAUUAUAAUGUACAUUAUGGACAGAGGUGGGUAGAGUAGCCAAAUAUCUUACUCAAGUAAAAGUAUGCAUCCAAAAAUGUACUCAAGUACAGGUAAAAAACUUUAUUGAAAAUAAUACUCUAGUAAUUAGUAACUUUGUGAGUAGCUGCUUGUAAAGUUAGAUUUUUUAAAAAUCUAUAUAUAUAUUUUUUUUAUCACAGCACAACUUCAUCGAUAUGAACUGUUAUUAUUAUACUAUAUUAUAACCUAUUACAUGACCAUAUUAGGUCAAAAUGAUGACACAAGAGUCAUCGAAUACAGACCAGAACAACAAUAUGAAACAUCACCAGUCCAAAGAGCAUGAGUGCCCUCCAGUGGAGAAAAAACAUUGUUAACUCUGAUUGGUAUAAUGGAGUCACGUGGUUAUUGUUUCGACGUCUCAUUGGUGAAACUGAGACGGCCACUGUUGGCAUCUCUGGCAGUAAUAAAGUCAAUGUGUAGAAUAAACACGAAAAAUGCAAACAACUCUAGUGUAGCCCAAAGUAGUGGAGUAAGAGUCGUGUUUCUUUACAAAUCUACUCAAGUAUGAGUAAAAAGUAAUGCGUGGUAAAACUAAGAAGUACAUUUUUAUCAAAAAGUUACUCAAGUAAAUGUAACUGAGUGAAUGUAAUGUGUUACUACUAGGGUUGUUCCGAUCGUGUUUUUUUGUUCCCGAUCCGAUCCCGAUCGUUUUAGUUUGAGUAUCUGCCGAUCCCGAUAUUUCCCGAUCCGAUUGCUUUUUUUUUUUUUUUUUGCUUCCGAUUCAAUUCCAAUCAUUCCCGAUAAUUUUUCCCGAUCAUAUACAUUUUGGCAAUGCAUUAAGAAAAAAAUGAAUAAAACUCGGACGAAUAUAUACAUUUAACAUACAGUACAUAAGUACUGUAUUUUUUUAUUACGACAAUAAAUCCUCAAGAUGGCAUUUACAUUAUUAACAUUCUUUCUGUGUGAGGGAUCCACGGAUAGAAAGACUUGUAAUUCUUAAAGGAUAAAUGUGACUUUGUAUAUUGUGACUAAAUAUUGCCAUCUAGUGUAUUUGUUGAGCUUUCAGUAAAUGAUACUGUAGCCAUUUAACUGUUCUGCCCAAAUGCAUGAUGGGAAGUGCAACCAUGACUGUGCGUAGUGGCACCAAUUGAUAUAUCUUCUCUGCGUUGGGAAAGAAUAUAUGGUGUUAAGAAAGAGAUCAACUACUACCUUUCUUCCCCACAUUGCUUCCCAUGAUAUUUCUAAUUGUUGAGAAAGGUAUAGUAUGGCUUUAGCCAAUUAAAAAAAAGUUCCAAAGGCUGCCAAAAUUCACUCUACUCAUUUUACGCUGCCUUUUAGCUCUAUAUAUAAGUAAAACGGCGCCAUUAUAGAUUGAACGCAACAAUGCGUGAAUGGGUCGUGCAGCGCAUGCGUUGAUUGCAUUAAAUAUAUUAACGUGAUUAAUUUAAAAAAAAAAUUAAUUACCGCUGUUAACGCGAUAAUUUAGAUAACCCUACUUUAAGCCAAAGCUAAAGACUCUGGAUGAGUGUAAGACAUUUUGUCUGUA